Molecule: messenger RNA, 435 nt
Organism: Trypanosoma rangeli
Lineage: Eukaryota; Euglenozoa; Kinetoplastea; Trypanosomatida; Trypanosomatidae
Exons: 1
Coding region: 1-435 (144 amino acids)
Source: RefSeq, a predicted model, not a curated record
AUGAACUUGGUUCGGUCACAGCUGGCGGUUGUGAACGACCGACAGCAGUACCUCAAUGAUACCUUUAAGGUUUUGAGCGCCCACGGUAUUCAGAUGGCUUCUGGUCAAGAUCCCAACGCGGCAAUUGGCAUGCUACGGUUACAAGUACAGACUGAAAUGCAGAAGCAGGUGGAUGAGGUUAGGGUGGAAAAUGGGACUCUGCGUGGUUUAUUGGAUGAAAAGAAAACUGAGCUGGAGGAGAAGGUGGUAGAGCUACAGGGGCUCCGGGAUAAGGUUAACCGCAGAUUGGCACGCUUUGAGGUGGAGAGUGAAUCAUUGAAGGCCGAGGUCCAGUCGGUGUUGCAGACAAGCCAACUCGAUGUGGACCGAAUGAAGCGGGAUCUUGGUCAUCGUCUCGACGUGGCCACGGCAACACUUCGCAUCCCCCAAGUAUGA